Messenger RNA from Anthostomella pinea, 2142 nucleotides. Lineage: Eukaryota; Fungi; Ascomycota; Sordariomycetes; Xylariales; Xylariaceae. The record is from the annotation of a GenBank genome assembly.
AUGAACCGCGUAGCAGUACAGCAGCAGCUCCGGCUGUUGCGCGGUCCUGUGUGCGGCAUCAAAUGGACCAUCAGCAGCAGAUGGCAAGCAAAUAUACCCGUAACGGGUGCUCAUCGGCUGGGACGCGUCGCGAGGCAUGGGCCAUCCGCGCCACAAGUUCGACAUCUCAACACGGUGACACCCAGCCCCGAUAACAGCGAAGAGGGACAGUCUGGCACGUACAGCGAAGCAGAUCAUGAACACGCCGUCAUCUCGACCUUUGAUCUCUUCUCCAUCGGUAUCGGCCCUUCGUCCUCUCACACCGUUGGGCCCAUGCGUGCCGGCAACAUCUUCGUCGCAGAUCUCGCAGAGGCCGGCCUGCUGCACAAAGCGCACAAGAUACGCAUCUGGAUCUACGGCAGUUUAGCACUUACAGGCGAGGGCCACAUGACACCCUCGGCCCUGCUGCUGGGCCUCGAGGGUGCAGACGUGGAGACGGUGGACACGUCCUACGUGCCGUCUCGGUUUACGCAUAUCAAGAACGAGAAGAAGCUCUUCCUGGGAUUUGGACUAGGAGAAGACAAGGGCAAGGAGAUUGCGUUUGACUACGACGUCGACUUCAAGUGGGAAUGGGGCAGGAAACUCCCCCUGCACAGCAAUGGCAUGCGCUUCACCGUGUUUGACGAGGAGGGCAUCAUGUUGGCAACCAACGACCUGUUCAGCGUGGGCGGUGGUUUUGUCGUUAAUGGUGCACUAUCAACAGCCGCCACAGCAGCUGCAGCGAGCCAAUCUUCCGGCGGGGCUUCCGCCAAUACCGAGCUGCAGACGGACGGCAGUGGGGGACACCCAGCUGACUUGGCCGAGAACAUGUUCUAUAAAGAAAUCCGACGAGCAGAUGCCGCGGGUGAUCGUCGAACCGGGCCCGAGAUCAAGGCGGCUGAAGAAGCCACCGAAGAGACUACGGGUUUGGUUGACACUGGAAACCGUUCGCCUGCCACAGCAGACACCACAACCGCCGAGACUGGCACGAGCUCACAGCAACCUCGCUAUCCGUUCCGGGAUGCAAACAGUCUCCUGGCUCUCUGCAACAAGCACAAUCUCACCAUCGCACAGUUGGUAUACGAGAACGAAAAGAGCCAAGGCUACUCGGACGAAGACAUCACCAGCAAGCUGUACCGCAUCUGGGAAGUCAUGGAUCAGAGUAUCCUGGAAGGUGUUCAAGCGCCACUAGACAGCAAGCUUCCCGGCUCCCUGCAGCUCCAUCGACGUGCGCCGGCACUAUAUAAGAAACUGACAAGAGGUCUAUAUCCCUCCUCCACACAGGCUUCGGCAGCAGCAAGUGAGCAGGGUCAGUUGAGUUCUCCGAGUAUCGCGCAAGGCGAGACCCCAUCCACGCCAACACCGAAGGGAACAGGGGUAGCCGAGCUUGCGAAGGCGUCUACGCCACUCAGUCGGAAAUUCGGUGCCAGCAAGCGAGGGCCUCCCCGGGUGCAUGGCUCUGUCUAUCACCCCAUCAUGCCCUCGCCCCUGCGCCGCACCACGUUCCCAGCGAUGGACUACUUGACCGUAUACGCCAUGGCAGUCAACGAGACUAAUGCUGCUGGUGGACGCAUAGUCACAGCACCUACCAACGGCGCAGCGGGCAUCAUCCCAGCCGUUCUAAAGUACACCAUCGAGUUCGUCAGCGACGACCCGGAACGCGACAUCCUCACCUUCCUGCUCACGGCCUCGGCCAUCGGCAUGCUCUACAAGCGCGGCGCCACCAUCUCCGCAGCCGAAGGCGGGUGCAUGGCCGAAGUAGGCGUCGCCUGCUCCAUGGCGGCCGGCGCCUUCGCGGCGUGCAUGGGAGCGCGCCCCGAGACGAUCGAACAGGCGGCCGAGAUCGGCAUCGAGCACAACCUCGGGCUGACCUGCGACCCGAUCGGCGGGCUGGUGCAGGCCCCCUGCAUCGAGCGCAACGCCCUGGGCGCCAUCAAGGCCAUCUCGAGCGCCAAUCUCGCUCUGUCAAGCGAGGCCGGCACCCAGAAGGUCAGCCUCGACGAUGCGAUCCGCGCUAUGCGCCUCACGGCCCAGGGCAUGAGGAACGAGUUCAAGGAGACUAGCCUGAGUGGCUUGGCUACGAGCGUGCCGCUGCAUAUCCCCGUCAGCGUUCCGGACUGUUGA